GGGAGGACCUAAUGGUCCCGCUAGCAUUCAACUGCCACUCUUAGCUACGGAAUCCCAUUCACUAUUCUGGGUAACCAGGUAGCUGAACCUGGUUCGGGAUGCCCAGCUUCCUUCACAUGUUGGGACCCCAGGACGCGUCCAUGUCGCCGACAGAUAGUACGUGCACACCAUUUCUUGUUCUCCCCACGGGUGCACGCAGAUAGAGGGACACAGGAAGUAAGACCAAGCCCGAAUAUUCAUAUAAUCCUCGGGUUACAUCGUCUUCCUCAAGUUUCUUACAGUACUAAACUCAGAGAACUGCAUGUCAAGAGAAAACAUCUCGACAAAUCAGGGAUAUUUAAAUACACAAAACACAGUAUACGCAGUACCCAUACCCACGCAUAUCACGCCAUGGCAACGUCUCAGCAUUGCGUGCCGCUGGAAUUAAGCGGUGCCUUGGACAAGUUCUCGUUUGAGGAGACAACGCCCGAGGUUGGCCGCGAGUACGCCCAUGUCAACAUCGUCGACGACCUCAUGAAUGCCGAGAAUGCCGAUGACCUCCUGCGUGACCUUGCCAUCACAAUCUCGAGAAGGGGGGUGGUCUUCUUCAGGGCGCAGACGAACCUCAGCAACGAACUGCAAAAGGACUUCGUGCACCGGCUCGGACAACUGGCUGGAAAGCCCAAGGAGUCGUCCGUCCACAUCUUUCCCCUGGCACCGGCCUUUGUGCCGGAGGGGGGCACGCCCGACAGACAGAUUAGCUACGUCAACUCGGUCGGCUUCAAGUACAUGUUUGAGAAGAUGCCCAACAUGGACAAGCGACGUUUCGACGCGGCCGAAUGGCACACCGACAUCCAGUUCGAGCCCGUCCCUGCCGAUUACACGUCGCUGCGCGUGAUCAAGCUCCCCGAGACGGGCGGCGACACCCUGUGGGCAUCAGGCUACGAGCUGUACAACCGCCUUUCCAAGCCGUACCAGGACUUUGUGGACGGCCUGACCGUCACCUGCCGGGCCGACUGCGUGCUGAUGGCCAUCCGCAAUAGAGGCGAGCAGAUUGAGGAAGGGGAGAGGGGGAACCCGGCGAAUGUGGGGGCCGCCCUGACGGCCGUCCAUCCUGUUGUGCGUACGAACCCGGUGACGGGUUGGAAAAGCAUCUUCGCCGUCGGCCAGUUUUCCAAGCGCAUCAACGAGGUCAACCCCUACGAGUCCGAGGAGCUCCUGAAGAAGUUCUACGGGAUGAUCCAGGACAACCAUGACCUGCAGUGCAGAUUCAGGUGGAGGAACCCACAUGAUAUUGCCAUCUGGGAUAACCGCAGCUUCUUCCACCGUGCCACCUUUGACUACAUGGAUCUCGGCGAGCGCUCUGGUAACCGCGCUGUGGGUAUUGGUGAGGCUCCGUAUCUUGAUCCGAAGAGCAUCUCCAAGGCCGAAGCACUCCGUCUGAAGAAGGCCGAAGCCAUUGGGGCUACUGACGGCAAUUCUAAUGGAGCCUCCGAUGCUGGCCCCGAUAAACACGGCAUGGCCAUGGGGGGCAGCAAGACGGCUGUGGGGGGCAACAGCAUGGCCAUGGGAAUGGGGGGUCAAGAAAUGGCCCACUGAAGCACUGGGGGUUCGGCAACCGAGUUUGUUUGAUGUUUUGAUUGCUCCAAGAAUGCUAGCUCACUGCCUAUUGUCGCCAUUCAAUAAACAUUCACUCCUCUUCGA
This is a messenger RNA of Chaetomium fimeti, 1683 nucleotides long. RefSeq lists its product as uncharacterized. The transcript is spliced from 3 exons. Gene Ontology annotation, molecular function: 2-oxoglutarate-dependent dioxygenase activity. NCBI's taxonomy places the organism in Eukaryota, Fungi, Ascomycota, Sordariomycetes, Sordariales, Chaetomiaceae. The coding region runs from base 391 to 1578 and encodes 395 amino acids. Gene Ontology annotation, cellular component: cytoplasm. The record is from RefSeq and is a predicted model, not a curated record.